Schistosoma haematobium is the source of this 6523-nucleotide messenger RNA. RefSeq names its product KAT8 regulatory NSL complex subunit 3 (gene KANSL3). The record is from RefSeq and is a predicted model, not a curated record. Gene Ontology annotation, biological process: positive regulation of transcription by RNA polymerase II. Bases 5225 to 6124 code for a protein of 299 amino acids. The transcript has 7 exons. Gene Ontology annotation, cellular component: NSL complex. Lineage: Eukaryota; Metazoa; Platyhelminthes; Trematoda; Strigeidida; Schistosomatidae.
AGUCUCCUGUCCUUUCCAAACUGAAAGUGAUGGGAAACAGAAUACCCCACGCGGGCUAUUAAAGUUUGGACGUCUACUCAAGGCUAGUCAUUCAAAGUAAAUAGUACGUAGAUGUCAUGAUACCUGUUGCCGUUAAGUCAAGUGUAUUGUAUCUCAGGAUUCCAGUCAUUUAGUGAGCUGUUGCUUUAUGUGGUCAUUGGUCGUUUCCUUAACUGUGACCGAACAAAUUUAGUCCCAAUUGGUCGAUUAAUCGACCAAUAUAAAGGGGAAAUAGAGGGGGACAAAGAGAAAUAAAGAGGAAGUAAGCGUAAAUAGGGAGAAAAUGUAAAUUUUCCCUCCUAUGUCCUGCAGCAACUCAUGUUACUGCAUAUCGACAUGAAAUCCAUAAGUUAUAGUCUCGCCAGAUAGUUAACUAUCUCAAUUGAGAUCAUUGUCUGAAAAUUACUUAAAGUAACAUCUUAUCAUAUAUCCUGAAAACUCACUAAGUAGACUGAGGGAAGUUCUGCUUGGUAGAAACUAAUUUGUGGACUAAUCGGUGAAAUUAAGGAUAACAAGUGUUGGAUUCUGGUGCAAAAUUCGUCCAUUCAUACUGUAGCGCAUCAACUUUUCUGCUUCUAGUUUGAUUCCAGGAAUGUCUUAAUCCGUAUCCAGUGUUAUUGCUGAUUAUUGAAUAUUGCUUUCCACGAUAAGUGUAUGUGAAUUCUGUACGCUUGUUGGGUAGUCGACCCACCUUUUGUUCUCUUUUUCUAUGCCACUCACGCUGCUCUGCACGUUUGUUGUGUGCGAAAAGUACCUUUUGGCUAGAAAGCCGCUAAAUUACGGUUAAAUAGUAUCUUGGCAUCAUAGCUUAUGUCAUUUCUUGAUGAGAACUUCUGCUUAUAUUUCUAACUCAAAAUUGUAAUCAUAGUUCCACCUUUAAACUUCUAUACAUAUUGUACUUUAGCUUGUAGACAACAGUUUUAAUAAUUUGCAUGAUUUUUCUUGGUCUGAAUGGUUCGAAUCUCAUAACACUCCAGUACACUUGGAAUAAAACUAUACUGUAAGGAAACCUACAUCAAUCUACGGUUUAUUUAGUUGAACAGAUACUAUGAACACAAGAAACCGCUAUGGCCGCUACUGUAUUAGCAGACAAAUGAAAUACUAGGAGUCUGGUCAUAUGGAUACUGUUGAGAGGUUGCUUCCUCAAGAAAGUGUAUGUCACCAAAUUAGAAGUCCUUGUGAAGCAAAGAUAUCAUAUAUCUUAAGUACUCUUGUUGAUGAGCUAGUAAAGAUAUUCGAGAAGUCUGUUUAUAUGAUUAUUUGCCGUUGAUGACGUUACAAAUGGAGUACCUUUUUAUGAAGCCAAAGCCAUACCACUGUUUUCUGACAAAAAUGGUUUCUCACUCCGUUUAAGCGUCUUUAGUAGACUGAGUUUAGUACAUUUUCGCUCGUUCAGUUUCUCUCCACAUCUAAGAAACCUUUCUAGAAGAAUUCUUUACAGCCUUUUCUGUCAUGGAUAGCUCUUUAUUUCAUUUAUUUUCAUUUAUUUGAACAUAAAUAUUGGUACAAAGGGGCACCGAAUACAUAUGCGCCACACAACUCACUUGAUUUGUGUGUAGGCUGUGAUACUGUCCGGGUGCCCAGACUGAAGCAGGUGGUUUUCUUAGGAGGCCACACCUGGAGCGUCAGACCUAAAAGUUCGAUCCACAAGGCAGUGGAGCAACGUCAGGAGAUGCAGUCCUAUGGUAGUCGGUGACCAAGAAUAGGUUCAUACGCCAUUUGUUCCCCCAGGAUCCUGGAGUCCAUGAUUUGGAAUCAGGGUCUUCCAACUCCCCUUAAUGAACCUUCCGUGUACAUCAACCCGAUUCAAGCGCCGAACUUUCUCUUUUUGUCCUCUCUAUUUUGUAAACAUCACCCCCACCGCGAGAGGGCAGUGAGUAGGACUUCCCUGAUAGUGGUUGUAUGCAAGUGGCCAUGUGGGAGCUUUUCGAGAGUUGACCCAGAUGUUGCUUAGGAAGAUAUACAAACAGCUGUGAGCAGUGACAUCUAUUAGUGACGUAAACCAAAGGGUCACAUAAUACCGAUGGAUUUCUUCUAAGUCUAUUGCACUGAUGAGUUCAUGUAAACUCAUACCAUCAGGCUUUGAAUACGAUAAAGAGCGAGAGCGAAUCAGAUCUAGGUUAACCAAAAGUUUAAGGAACAACCGUGAGCAGUAGUGAGCAAUGGAAACAAAAGAGAUAGAAAAGGCGGCGACUGUAAGUAACACAAUACAGCUCUUCAGACUAACAAAAGAAACUGGGAAUAAGAAGUCAGAUGUAAGGGACAAUCUCGGAAAAAGACGACACUUAUCUGUUCUUAGCCCAGAUGUUUAGAACGAUGAGCGGGACACUUUAGAGAACAGUUUAGCUGGCCUUAAGCUACUCUAUAACUACCACGAUUCUCAAACAGCCUAAAUGGAACAAUGAAGUAGGUCCCCUAAUCUAGUUGAAGUUCAAAAGGCUAUAGUUAAUCUGAAACAAGGAAGAGCAGCUGGUCCAGGUGGAUUAGCUCCAGAGGUCUUUAAGUAUGGUGGUCCAAUUUUAGCGACUAGGUUGAAUAAUAUUUUAGCUAAAAUCUAGGAGUUGAACGUCAUCCCAUCUGACUGGUCACAAUCACCGAUUGUCCCAAUGUAUAAGAAGGGGUCAAAGUUGUCAUGUGAUAAUCAUCGGGGGAUUAGUUUGAUUAACAUAGUAUCUAAAGUCCUAACCUCAAUAAUUAUUGGGCGCCUAAGACCCAUGAACUGCAAACAUGAGAAAAUCAGACUGGCUUUAGGCCUGGUCGUGGCUGUAUCGACCACACAUUCACCAUUUGUCAGGUUUUAGAACACAGGCAUGCUUAUCGGCGUUCAACAAUGAUGGUCUUUUUUUUACUUCAAAGCAGUAUUUGACUCCGUAGAUCGAGAGGUUCUAUGACAGUGUCUGUCAUUGCAAGCUUAACCUCAGAAGUACAUAAACCUUUUGAAGUCUCUUUACUUGAACACCACCGGUCGAGUCGGAGCUUAUGACGAACUGUCAUCUGAUUUUGCAACCUCAAGUGGUGUCCGGCAAGGCUGUCAGUUAUGUCCAUUUUCGUUUAACUUCAUCAUAGACAUACUGCUGGAAAUAACGUUUUCGUCGACUGAAUUUUCGGGCAUUGAUCUCCUUCCAGGAGGUCCACUUAUGAACUUAGAAUACGCAGAUGACAUAGUCUUGUUUGAUAAAGACGCUGAUAAAAUGCAGUCUUUUGGUCGCACUGAGCAACAAUGCCAGGAUCUUUAGGAUGCGUUUCCCCCUCUCUAAAUGCAAGUUGUUGUUUCAGGACUGAUCUGCGUCAACACCUGAACUAAGGAUAGGGAGUGAAGUAGUCUGAUCAGCCCUAAUGGGUUGGUGUCUGACGAAACCUCAACACGGAUUCAGAACGCUCGUUUGGCUUUUGCCGACUUGCGUCACCUAUGGCGAAGGCGAGAUAUCCGUUUAUUAAUUGAGGGACGAAUAUACUGUAUAGUAGUUCGUUCUGUUCUACUUUAUGGCUGCGAAAUGUGGCCACUAAGAGUAGAAGAUACUCGUAAGUUGCUAGCAUUUGAUCAACGAUGUCUUAAAAAUAUCGCUCGUAUCUGCUGGGAUCGCCGGGUAAGUAAUAGUGAGGUUAGACGUAGGGUAUUGAGGAAUGGUGGUAAAUCAGUUGAUGAGGUUGUGAAUCUUCAUUGACUGAGGUGGUUGGGUCACGUGUCACGUAUGCCUGAACAUCGAUUACCACUACGUGCAAUGCUGAUUAGUGUUGGCGAUGAUUGGUAGAGAGUUAGGGGGUGGCCAAACCAAAACCUGGUAUCAGUGCUUGAAGUCACUAACUCCUAGUCUGAUCUAUGUUGGUAGAUGUAGACCACUUGGUUGGGGUCCGCGUAACCAUCGUAACCAAUGGUCAGAGUGACAUGGCUCAGAAUCGAUCACUAUAGAGCAAAUGUAUACAUUCUUUGUUUUCCCUUAAACGAUGACAUUAAAAUUGCUUAAUAUUUUUCUACCAACCAAGUCUUCCUUCCUGUGCUAUAUCUUUAUAUGCAAUCCUUCUUUUAUAUAUUACCACCAUUGAAUUAACUACUUCUAUGCAUUCGGUGUUCAUCUUAUUGUGCUAAUGAGGUGUGGCAACUUGGACCGAUGCAUAUAUCUGCCUAGUCCUACGUUGUAGCUGACUUACCAACUGAUUUCGAGAGGAAGAGCUGACUGUCCCCACCCUCGGCCGUACCGGGGCAUUUGGGGGCAAUAGUAUGUACUACAACUAAUGUUGAAGUGUUUAUAUAUGUACAGUUUGUAUCAACUUCUUAAAUUCCCAGUUUUUAUUUGUUUUUACUUUUCCAGAUAUUUAACAACUUUUGGUCAUACCGUACACUCAACUAAUGAUUAGCUAUGGAUUUUUCCCAGCUUGAUAAAGUUCGAUCUUUAAUUGAAGUGGACCAUUGUUACACAUCUUCAAGUAAAAGUAAUUGUGAUAGUGAUAACGAAAUAUUCAACUUGUCACCUUACCAUUCAAAGUAAAUUAUUGCUAUUCUCUUUUUAAAUCUUGAUAGUCUUGAAGUAGAAGAAAGUUGCUUAGAUGUUGGUGGGCCUGCUCCUAGAUGUUCAUUUGAAGAGGGAAGAGUUCAUCAAAAUCUAUCAUUCACUAAUUGUUCGUCUGUGCCUGAGUUAUGCCAAAGGUUUCCUACAAAACAACCCAAAGGUUGCCUUAGUUAAUAAUUCUUAUUGCUCAAAAACGUUAUAGAUGAUAACCAUACGUGGGUUUUGUGUGAAAGAAGGCAUUUGAAUCAGAUUUUAUCAUCUCUGAGAAAAGUUUUGAGAAAUGAAUACUUUUACUGCUCUCAAGUUCGCAUUUAUUAUGUUAUUUGCUUUAUUAAUCUCAGUUUCAUGAUAUUAAACGCCUGAAUGUAUACAAGGAACUUAGUCUUCAUCGUGCUGCUAAUACUCUGAGAAGAAUAUUCGCUGACCUUUUUUGGCACAUAGAGAAAUGUCACAGCAUUCACCUAUGGUGUGUGAAAAAUCUUUCAGAAACUCUGUUACCAAUUUAUCGUUCAGUUUUUUGCAUAUUAUGGAGAAAAAAUAAGGUUAAUCCAUUAUUGAAAGUGCUCAAUACGACUCUGCAAGAACGCUAUGUGGAUGAUGUAAUAGUUAAUCGAUUCUUAUCUGACUUCAGAUCAUCUGUCGAUGAUGAAUGCAACGACGGUGUAAAAAAAACUUUGAUGCAGUCUUCUUCACGAUCCAUCAUUACAAAGAAUAUACCUACUCAGAUAUCUUUAAAUCGUUCAACAAUUGGCGAUGGAAUAGUUCUAGCAUGUAUGACUUUUCCGGGAUCUCGUGACAGUAAACGAUUACAAAAAUUAAUCAGUUUACUCGGUGAAAUUGGACAAAUUAAUUUAGAAGAUCAUGAAGAACAAAUAUGUGAUAGUAUGAGACUUCGAUUACGAUUAUUUGUCCGACGUGUUAUUAAUUUGCUUGAUGAAUACAAGAAUGAAUCUAUUUAUCUAGUUAGCUUCGGUGUUGGUUCGUUACUUAUGUUAUUAUCUGUUAUACAUAUACUCUCGUUGAAUAAUUCUCGUUCAGAAAAUAAUUAUACUAAUCGAAUAAGUAUAAAUGGAAUUAUUUGUGUUGGUUUACCAUUAAUUGGUUUAAGAGGUAAACGAGGUGAAUUGAAUGAUCCACUCCUAUCGAUACCAGCUUUACCAAUAUUAUUUAUUAUAGGCGCUAGAAGUCGACUUGGUGGUUAUAAAGAAGCAGUUGAAUUUCGAAAGAGAUUAUUCAAUGCUAGACAAAGACAACGUCCACUAACUUCUCGAAUCGAUAAUAAUGACAAUGAUAAUUUAAUUCAUAUGAAUUAUACUAACCAAUUUCGACACAAAAUCAAUGGAUCAUCUAGCAUCACUGCUACUAAUACUACUACUGUUGUUCAUGAUGAUAAUAAUGAAUUGAAUUCGAUCUCACCAACUUUUGAUUUAUUAGUUAUUGGAGGUGCCGACCAUUUACUUCGAAUGCAACCGUCUGCAUGUAGACGUUGGUGUACUACACAAAGUAUGGUAGAUAUUAGAAUGAUGAAUGCUAUCAAAAAGUUUAUUUGUAAAACUAGAAUACAACCAUUUGGAUAGUUAUCCAUGGACUUUAUAUUAUCCCCAUUAACUCCCAGUGGUAAGAGGUGAUCAUGACUUGAUAUUAUGUUGACAACAAUAACACAUUCAUAAGCAUUAAAUCCAGAUUUUUGUUUUUACGCUACAUUGGUAAGAAUAUAAUACAAUUCAACAAUUUCUUUUGAAUAUCAUCAGAGAGCGGAAAUAAUGUAUAACCAUAUACAAAAGUUUACAUCGUUUUGAUUAGUAUCAACAUGAUACAUGCUAUCGUUCAUAUUUUUUCAAGAAAAAAACAACCUCUGAAAUAAUUGGAUUCAAAUGGAAUAGAGAAUUACUUAAGAUAUGAUUUUUAGUAGAUGAGAAAUAAACACUAAGGUGUAUAAUAUUAAUAUUUUUGUAUUUCGAGUUAUUUACAUUGUG